Messenger RNA from Centropristis striata (black sea bass), 1375 nucleotides. It is a transcript of the gene f2rl1.1, whose product is annotated as coagulation factor II (thrombin) receptor-like 1, tandem duplicate 1. The record is from RefSeq and is a predicted model, not a curated record. Gene Ontology annotation, molecular function: thrombin-activated receptor activity. The transcript is spliced from 3 exons. Gene Ontology annotation, cellular component: membrane. The coding region runs from base 108 to 1331 and encodes 407 amino acids. Gene Ontology annotation, biological process: phospholipase C-activating G protein-coupled receptor signaling pathway; thrombin-activated receptor signaling pathway; positive regulation of Rho protein signal transduction. NCBI's taxonomy places the organism in Eukaryota, Metazoa, Chordata, Actinopteri, Perciformes, Serranidae.
GUGACUAAACCGGCUGAAGAAGAGCUGCAUAUGGCAGUUAAAGCAGUUAAAGCAGCGACAGACGGAGCCGCACCCGCAGCCAGCUCUGCCACUUGUUUUCUGCAGUCAUGGCUCCGAAGAGGACUCGACGCUUUCUCCUCUUCCUCCUCUUCCUCUUCCUGUGCUGUUUACACACCUGCCAGUCAGUUCCAGGUAAAGAUGCAUCUGUUUGUUUACCUGUCCGGUGUUUUCACCGGCUGAAAACAACACGCUCGUCAUGCAGAAAGGAUGGAAGAAGCUUCCUGGGCGAGGAGGAGUCGGACGGCAGCGUGAAGGUCACGCCGCUCGCCACGCGCGUCCUCAGCAGCCGCCUCACCACCGUCUUCCUCCCCAUCGUCUACAUCGUGGUGUUCGCCGUGGCGCUGCCCACCAACGCCAUGGCGGUCUGGGUGUUCCUCUUCAGGACCAAGACCAAGAGCCCGUCGUCCAUCUUCAUGGCCAACCUGGCGCUCUCCGACCUGCUCUUCGUCAUCUGGAUCCCCUUAAAGAUCGCGUACCACUUCAACAACAACAACUGGAUCUACGGCCCGGGUUUGUGCAAAGUUCUGGUGGGGUUCUUCUACGGGAACAUGUACUGCUCCAUCGCCUUCAUCACCUGCAUCAGCGUGCAGCGCUACUGGGCCGUGGUGGACCCGCUGUCCCACCGCCAGAGCAACAACUGCUUGGCGGUCUGCGUCUGCGUCGCCAUCUGGGUGGUGGUGUGGCUCGCCACCAUCCCGCUCUACGUUUACGACCAGGAAGUCAGUAUAAAACACCUCCACAUCCGCACCUGCCAUGAUGUCACCAAGCAGAGCCACAAGAAGAUAGCGGCGGGCUACUUCCUGACGAUGGGAACGCUGGGGUUCCUCGCUCCAACCGUGGUGUGCGUCGUGUCCUACGUCCUCAUGCUCAAGUCCCUGAGGAACUCCAUGGCGGACCCAACCAUCGCCAAGAGGCGCCAGAAGGCGGUGGUGUUGAUCAUCACCGUGGUGGUGAUGUUCCUGGUGUGCUUCACCCCCAGUAACAUCAUGCUGCUGGUGCACCACAUCCAGCUGUUAGCCACGUCUCAGGACAGCCUGUACGGGUUCUACGUCACCACGCUGUGCCUGGCGAGCCUCAACAGCUGCUUCGACCCGUUCAUCUACUACUUCAUCUCCGAGGACUUCAGGGAGCACGUGAAGAACACGUUCCUCUGCAGGAGCGAGCGGACGGUGGAGAGGAUGAGGAUCUCCUUCAGCGCUCUCAAGUACUCCAAGAAGUCCAACACGUACUCGUCUUCGUCGUCGGGGAACACUCGCAGCACCGACUGCUAGCGCUUUAGCUUUAGGCUAAUAAUCAGGCAUGUUAAACUAUUCCA